CCCGCUCUGCUCUCUGCAAACACAUGUUCAAGCAGCUCUCCAUCACACACACACACUCUCUCACUCAUACUCACACACACACAUACACACACAGCAUGCCUCCGUUUGACAAAACCCAUCCGCAGAGCAAACCCUUCAAACUGAGGAAGAGCUUCGCUACGAGGAAACAAGAAGUGGCAGGAAUAAGGUCCAAAUUCCCCAACAAAAUCCCGGUGAUAAUUGAACGCUACGAAAGGGAAAAGUUUCUUCCUCCGCUGGAUAAAACCAAGUUCCUGGUGCCGCAUGAACUCACCAUGACUCAGUUUGUCACCAUCAUCAGGAACCGCAUGGCUCUGCUCCCCACUCAGGCUUUCUACCUGCUCAUCAACAACAGCGGACUGGCCAGCAUGUCGCUCACCAUGGCUCAGGUUUACAAAGACCACCAGGACGAGGACGGCUUCCUCUACAUGACCUACGCCUCGCAGGAGAUAUUCGGACACUAACGAACGUUCACCGCUUUAGGUUUUAUUCAAUGACGAAGGCUGCUGGCCUCUUAACUCAGCUGUAAAUAGAAAAAAAAAUAUUCUGUAUAUAUUGUAAUAUUUGUUUGUGUAAGAUGAAUUUUAAUUAAUCUGUGUGGAUCCAAUAAAUCUUAUGUAUAAAUAAUGAA
Molecule: messenger RNA, 649 nt
Organism: Thunnus maccoyii (southern bluefin tuna)
Lineage: Eukaryota; Metazoa; Chordata; Actinopteri; Scombriformes; Scombridae
Gene: map1lc3c
Product: microtubule-associated protein 1 light chain 3 gamma
Exons: 4
Coding region: 24-482 (152 amino acids)
Biological process (GO): macroautophagy; autophagosome assembly; autophagy of mitochondrion
Cellular component (GO): autophagosome; autophagosome membrane; cytosol
Molecular function (GO): ubiquitin protein ligase binding
Source: RefSeq, a predicted model, not a curated record